This is a messenger RNA of Gryllus bimaculatus (two-spotted cricket), 1549 nucleotides long. Lineage: Eukaryota; Metazoa; Arthropoda; Insecta; Orthoptera; Gryllidae. The record is from the annotation of a GenBank genome assembly.
CUUAACCUUGACAAUCGAUACAUACAUUGUCGCUAUUCAACACCAACUCUUGUCUUGAAGUCCAAUUACCGCAUUCAAGGGCGAAUCCUUCUAGUACAUCUGCAAGGUUCUGGGGAUUGCGAAGUGCGAUACGAUAAAGCUGCUCUGGAAAUCGCCAACCAAAACUGGAAAGAAAUUUAUGAAGAUACGAAAGAAAGUACAGAAGAGGCGUUUGGUCAGUUCGUCACGUCGGUGCUGCAGUCUGUUUUUAAUUUGGUACCCUAUAAAGAUGUAUUUCCUCAGUAAAGUUUCUGAAGAAGAAAAGUACUACAUAUGGUUGCUAUUUAACCAAUUGUACCUUCCGAUUGAAUGUUAAUUGACAGUGUCAUCUUAAGGAUAUCUGAGCCAUUAAGCUACUCGAGCAAAAGGGCUUCCGCCUCAUUUUUACUUUCUCGUCUUUACUUCGUAAGAAGUAUUGUAAUCGUGCGCCAAAAAAAAAGCGAAUUUUCGACCGAAAAACACUAUUGUCAGGCCGUGGUACUAAAAACGGGUAAAUCUCAAAAUAUAAAAAAUUCAAAAUAUAGAAAAUUACUUCAACUCGUCGUGUAGUCAGAAUCCAUGUUUUGUGAGUCCUUGAUAUCACACGAAUCAGUUUUAUGGGUCUCGAGGUAUCUCCAUCACUGGGGAACUGCCCUGAUGGAACGAGCUCUUCUCUUCCGGCGUUUUUGGUAGUGUUGUGCGUGUGCGGGUGUCAGAAGACAGGAAAUGAGGAGGAAGAUUGCGUGGGGUCAGUGGCCUGUUUAUUAAGGUUCUGCUCUGGCAUUCGCCUCGGAGAGCUAUCAACCACUGCAACCGGCCGCUAGAAUUCUCCAGAUAACGUCUGAAUUCCAAUCUCUGUUACUAGUAACGAAAGUAGUCAUUCGGGAGUAGAAUUGGAACCAGAACCGACUUUAUUAGAAAUCAGCAUUUUGAUAUUUGGUAGUUAUAAUUUACUUGGUGAUUGAAUGUAAGAAAUAAAUUUAAUGAAAUAAUUCUUUGGAAUUUUUGCUUUAGAUAAGGUGAACAACCGCGAAACCAAAAAAAUCUCUUCACAUGCCCUAGACGUUCGUAACAUUUGCAUUGAACAGCCUAAGAACUAAGUUUUAAUAUUAGCCAUAGAGCAAGAUUUAAUAAUUUCUGGUAUACUAGACAUUUCUGUGUUGAAGGAAAUUCCAAAUCUUUUUCUGACAAUUAUUCAUUUGGAAAACAGUGGAAUUCAAAGGCCUUUUUAAAAUUUUCAAAUAUUAAUGUGAAUUUUGUCUCUUAUUAUUGAUUUGUACUAGCUAAUCAUUUUUUAUCCUCUGCUGUAAUGGAAACCAUCUUAAACCUCAUAUCUUGGGGUUAAAGUCCAGCCACUUCUAAACCAUUUUAAGAGAUAAAUAAUAUUUCAAAAAUAAUUUAGAAACAGUAAGGAACAUACUGAAAAUAAAAGACUGAAAUAUCAGUUUUCCUGAAAUAUGUAAAUUAUUAAUUCCUGAAAAUACCGACAGAAAAUAAAUUUAAAAAAAAUAAUGGUAAAACUCUUAAUUUG